AUGCCUCGGCUACCUCGUUACGAGUACACGGGUCCGGUGGAUUGUAGCAUUCCACCAGAUCGGGAAGUCCUCAAAGGCAAGAGUGUCAUUAUUACAGGCGGGGCAAAUGGCAUGGGCUUAGAGACAGCACGCGCCUUCGCGACCGAAGGAGCUUUCGUUACUAUCGCUGAUCUUGACGAUGUACAAGGAAAGAAAGCUGUGGAGGAGUUAGGCCCUAACACCCAAUUCGUCAAAUGCAACAUCUCAUUAUGGGAAGAUCAAGUCACUGUUUUUGAAGCUGCUAUUGAAAACUCCCCUUGUCGAAGCUGCGAUAUUGUGAUUGCCAAUGCGGGCAUUAGUCGUGCCUCUGGAGAUGAUCUCUGGCCUCUGGAUGAUCCUAAUGCCCCACCUGUGAAGCCCCAGCUUAAUAUUGUGAAUGUCAAUUUGGUUGGCACCAUGUAUACUUGGAAGCUGGCGGUUCAUUACUUCCGCAAGCAACCGGAUACCGAAGAUCGAGACCGGUGCUUUAUUAUAAAUGGCAGUCUAGUUGCGUGGAUUGAUUCUCCAGCCAACUGGCAAUAUACCAGCAGCAAGUAUGGACUACGAGGUCUAAUGAGAACGGCCCGCCGGAACACCCAUGAACAGGGAAUUCGAAUCAAUUACGUCGCACCAUGUUACAUCAAAAGUGCAAUUCGAUCAGCUGCUUACGAGGCUGAGCUGAUUUCCAAGGGAGUAGAGUUUGCGCCGCCUGAAGAUGUUGCUACUUGUAUGAUGAGACUUGCCACAGAUCGAACAAUAAAUGGUCACUCACUCGUGAUCACGCCGAGAUCUGUUGCGAAAGAAGGUUUCAUGGAUGUGAAUAUGGAUGAUCACGUUGAGGAAGGCUUCUUCAAGCGAAAUCAGGAGACUCAGUUGAGAAUUAUUGAAGAUAAAUGGGAGCCUGGCUGGAGCAAAGGACGAAGUGCAGAGGGAGCCAAAAAGGCAUAA
This is a messenger RNA of Penicillium angulare, 966 nucleotides long. RefSeq lists its product as uncharacterized. Lineage: Eukaryota; Fungi; Ascomycota; Eurotiomycetes; Eurotiales; Aspergillaceae. The transcript has 8 exons. The record is from RefSeq and is a predicted model, not a curated record. The coding region runs from base 1 to 966 and encodes 321 amino acids. Gene Ontology annotation, molecular function: oxidoreductase activity.